AUGUCACAGCCAGACAAACCCCGUUCUUCUGCGUACGAGACAUUCCCAGCCCCAAUUCUGUCCUCUCGUAACGGGUUCGACUUCCAUGUGUACUUUAUGCCAACCAACCCAGUCCACGUCCAGCAUGCUCUCCAGCUCCAUCAACGCAUCUCCACCGAGUUCCCUGAACUUCCCAUCUAUCGCGUAUGGGAUAGGCCCAUAGGUCCUCACCCUACUGCGAUGUUUGAGGUUCAGACCAAGACCCCUCAUCAGACCGGCGCUCUCUUUGGCUGGCUCGUCGUCAAUCGAGGACCUCUUGAUGUCUUGGUCCACCCCAACACAGAUGAUACUUAUAGGGACCAUGCGGAGCUCGCCAGCUGGAUUGGAAAGCCAUGGCCAUUGAAUCUAGAAAUUCUUAGAGCCCAUCGCACGAAAUAG
Molecule: messenger RNA, 417 nt
Organism: Pisolithus orientalis
Lineage: Eukaryota; Fungi; Basidiomycota; Agaricomycetes; Boletales; Pisolithaceae
Product: DOPA-like domain-containing protein
Exons: 5
Coding region: 1-417 (138 amino acids)
Source: RefSeq, a predicted model, not a curated record